ACCUGGGUUAUUUGUUUAUUUUUCUUCAAAUCAAAGACAAGAAAGCUAAGUACAAUGAGUCAAAAAUUUACUUCCUUUCUGGCAAAUGUUCGCUUUCUUUCUUCUGCUUAUCUUCUUCUUCCACUUCUCUCUUUCUUGCCCGCGACUCGGCUCAGCUCAGCUCUUGUAGCCUCUUACUCGGGUAUAUAUCCCUUUCAUUCUCCUUCUUCUUCUUCUUUCCGCCCCCCCCCAGUCUUGUUAUCCCCACAAAAAAUUGGUGGGGGAACGGCGCGGAUCGGGGUUAUCGAGUAG
This is a messenger RNA of Bipolaris victoriae FI3, 291 nucleotides long. RefSeq lists its product as hypothetical. The annotation marks the transcript as partial. The record is from RefSeq and is a predicted model, not a curated record. NCBI's taxonomy places the organism in Eukaryota, Fungi, Ascomycota, Dothideomycetes, Pleosporales, Pleosporaceae. The transcript has a single exon.